Nicotiana tabacum (common tobacco) is the source of this 1123-nucleotide messenger RNA. The record is from RefSeq and is a predicted model, not a curated record. Lineage: Eukaryota; Viridiplantae; Streptophyta; Magnoliopsida; Solanales; Solanaceae.
AAAAUUGAGAUGGUUCAUAUCACCAAUAUUAUGGAGUACGAGGACCUUGCAAAGCAGAAAUUACCGAAGAUGGUAUAUGACUUUUAUGCCUCCGGAGCAGAGGACCAGUGGACACCCCAAGAGAAUCGAAAUGCAUUUUCUAGAAUAAUGUUCAGCGUUCAGGCCUCGUAUCCUUGUAGAUGUAAGCAACAUUGAUAUAACCACAAAUGUUUUGGGGUUCAAGAUUUCAAUGCCCCUCAUGGUUGCACCAAUUGCAAUGCAGAAAAUGUAUCAUCCUGAAGGAGAAUAUGUGACAGCACGAGCAGCAUCAGCUGCUGGCACAAUCAUGACAUUAUCCUCAUUGGCUACUUCCACUUUAGAAGAGGUUGCUUCAACAGGACCUGGCAUUCGCUUUUUCCAGCUCUAUGUGUACAAAGACAGGAGUGUUGCUCUGCAACUUGUGAGAAGGGCAGAAAGAGCUGGAUUCAAGGCAAUUGUUCUCACAGUUGAUACUCCAAAGCUUGGCCGAAGAGAAGCUGAUAUCAAGAACAGAUUUGUUUUGCCACCUCACUUGGCACUGGAGAACUUUGAAGGACUGGAUCUUGGAAAAAUAGAUAGGACUAAUGACUCUGGACUUGCCUCAGAUAUAGCCGGCCAAUUUGAUCGAUCUCUUAACUGGAAGGAAAAUGCCCAGGAUGUGAAAUGGCUCCAGACAAUAACCGGCUUGCCAAUUCUACUGAAGGGUGUAUUAACUGCAGAAGACGCAAGGUUAUCUGUACAAGCUGGAGCAGCAGGAAUUAUUGUGUCAAAUCAUGGGGCUCGACAGCUUGAUUAUGCUCCGGCAACUAUAACGGCCUUGGAAGAGGUUGUCAAAGCAGUGCAAGGCAGAAUCCUUGUUUUUCUGGAUGGUGGAGUUCGGCGUGGGACUGAUGUCUUCAAAGCAUUGGCACUUGGUGCAUCUGCUGUAUUUGGAGGCUUGAUAAAGUUCAACCAGGUGCUUUGGCCCGUCAGAGGCCGGGGCCGGAAUAGAGGUCGAGGACGCACACGCGGUGCAGUCAGAGCACCCGGGAGAGCUACCACUGAGGAGCCACCAGCAGUUCCAGCUAGAACUACGCCUACUGCUGCUACUACUCCAGCACUUUAG